AUGGACUGGAGCAAUGUUGUAAAAGUAGUUGGAAACCACGACAAGUCAGAGGGUCACCUUUCUCAAUGUGAGGCGGCUGAUAACUUCAUCGCAGUCAUGAGUGGCCAGAAGAAAGAUAUAGAGCGCUGUUUGUCCAGUCAAUAUAAUUCCAUUGUUGAGAAAAAUCGACAAAUUCUAGUUAGUAUUGUCGAGGCUAUAAUUUUCUGCGGCAAACAGAACAUUGCACUGAGGGGACAUGGAAACGAAAAGGGGAACUUCACUGCAUUACUCAAAUUCCAAGCAAAACACGACUCGGCUCUAAGAGAGCACAUUGAGCAUGGGGACCCAAGAUCAAUGUACCUUUCACCAAAGAUUCAGAACGAAUUAAUAGGCAUCUGUGGUAAACAAAUAUCCGAUGAAAUCGUGUCUGCCUGCAACAAGUCCCAAUGUUUCGAGUUUAUCGCCGACGAAGCUACAGAUGCCAGCACGAUGGAGCAAAUGGCGCUCUGUUUAAGGUUUUACGAUUCGUCAAAACAUGAGCUUUGUGAAGAAUUUCUUGGUUUCGGAGAGUGUCAGUCCACUACAGGGGAAGCACUGGCAGAUGCCUUUAUUGUCAAUCUGCUUGGCGCAAACGUACAGAUUGAGAAAAAGAGAGGUCAAGGGUAUGAUGGAGCGGCAAACAUGUCCGGAAAUCACAAAGGGGUUCAAGCCAGGAUUAGUGCCCGUAUUCCAGGUGCAGUAUAUACUCACUGCAAGGCACACAGCCUUAACCUGGCCAUCAUACAUGCGUCGGAGGAGGUUUUUGCCAGAAACAUGAUGUCCGUAGUACAGACGAUAGCGUUGGCCUUCAAUUACUCGGCAAAGAGAUUGCUUCAUUUCAAAGAAAACCUCAACAACGACAACGUGUGCCGUGAAGAAAUGGAAAGUCGAACGAAGUUGCAGUCCUUGUGCGAGACUCGGUGGGCCGCCAGAUCCGACGCCUUGCAUACAUUCCUCUGUUCUUACAGAACUGUGGUGACAUCCCUCGAAGAGUUAGCUAACAACUAUGGUGACUCGAAGGCAGCAGGAUAUAACCAUUCAAUCCAGAAUUUCAGCUUCAUCGUCACCUUGGUUGCUGUUGAGCAUGUAUUGUCCGGAUUGGUACGCCUGUCUAAGCUUUUGCAGGACAAGUCGUGUGACCUCUUAGAAGCUGCCAGUGAAGCUCGUUUUGUCAUAGCGAUGCUACAGGCUGAACGUAACGAUGCCGACGUAUGGGAUGCGCUUUACGACAAGUCAGUAUCAACUGCACACGACGUCGAUGUAGAGCCGUCGGUCCCACGGCGAUUUGGACGUCAAGUUCACAGACCGAACGCCCAAGCAGAGACCCCUUCCCAGUACUGGAAGACAAACAUGUACCUGCCGUUCAUAGACCAUUUACUUUUUGAUCUAGACGCACGGCUGUUGAAAGGCAAUGGACGGUACAAAGCACAGUAUCAGCUGCCUCCAAAGGUCGACGGUCUCACCCAUGCCGUAACGAUAGAAAUAUUCCAGGAGUUCAAGUAA
Messenger RNA from Mya arenaria, 1521 nucleotides. Its product is annotated as zinc finger MYM-type protein 1-like. The coding region runs from base 1 to 1521 and encodes 506 amino acids. The record is from RefSeq and is a predicted model, not a curated record. Lineage: Eukaryota; Metazoa; Mollusca; Bivalvia; Myida; Myidae. The transcript has 4 exons.